Molecule: messenger RNA, 1069 nt
Organism: Enhydra lutris kenyoni (northern sea otter)
Lineage: Eukaryota; Metazoa; Chordata; Mammalia; Carnivora; Mustelidae
Product: Josephin domain containing 2
Exons: 3
Coding region: 452-892 (146 amino acids)
Biological process (GO): protein deubiquitination
Molecular function (GO): cysteine-type deubiquitinase activity
Source: RefSeq, a predicted model, not a curated record
AUAGGGGAGGGGAGUCUUCUGUUGCUAGGCGACCAGAGGAGACCCCGUUACCUAGAAACAGGGGAGGAGGAUUUCUCUAUUGCUAAGUAACCAGAGAGGCUUGUUACCUAGUUGGGGAGAGGGUCCUCUGUUGCUAGGUAACCAGAGAGGGAGUCUGUUACCUAGAGACAGAGGAGGGGGGGUUGCUAGGUGACCACCAUAGGGACCACUUAGGGAUGGGGGGGUUCUCUGUUGCUAGGUGAGGAGAGCCUUUUCACUAGCAGUAGGGGAUGUAGGUACCCCACAGCCAGGAGAGCGCCUGGGGAGCAGGCUCAGUGACCCAGUGUCCCCUUAGGCUGCCCUGAGCCCCCACCUCAAUGGCAGUGCCCCCAGGGCCUGCUGGCAGGUUGGGCUUCCAGAUCCCAAGCCGAGUACCUUUUUCCGUCGCCCCCAAGCAGGAGCCGAGCACGGCAUGUCCCAGGCCCCAGGAGCACAGCCGAACGCGCCUUCUGUUUAUCACGAACGGCAACGCCUGGAGCUGUGUGCCGUCCACGCCCUCAACAACGUCCUGCAGCAGCAGCUCUUUAGCCAGGAGGCUGCCGAUGAGAUCUGCAAGAGGCCUCUGUCCCAGCUGGCCCUGCCCCAGGUGCUGGGACUGAUCCUGAACCUGCCAUCACCCAUGUCUCUGGGGCUGCUGUCCCUGCCCCUGCGUCGGCGGCACUGGGUGGCCCUCCGCCAGGUGGACGGCGUCUACUACAACCUGGACUCCAAGCUGCGGGCGCCCGAGGUCCUGGGGGACGAGGACGGUGUCAGGGCCUUCCUGGCGGCCGCGCUGGCUCAGGGCCUGUGCGAGGUGCUGCUGGUCGUGACCAAGGAGGUGGAGGAAAAGGGUUGCUGGCUUCAGACAGACUGACCCCGCAGAGGAGGGAACCAGGCCGCCCAGGCGGUCCCUGUGCGUCCACGGCUGGCCCCUGAGUGCCAGGGAAGGACUAGGCCCCGCUCCUCCUGGACCCCGUGGAGGCCCCAACCCCUUUCCCAUACCCCUGCUCAAUGCCGCUGCUGCCUCAAUAAAUCUGCUCGUUUGCUCCCA